Messenger RNA from Aquila chrysaetos chrysaetos, 5500 nucleotides. RefSeq names its product adaptor related protein complex 4 subunit epsilon 1 (gene AP4E1). The record is from RefSeq and is a predicted model, not a curated record. Gene Ontology annotation, biological process: intracellular protein transport; receptor-mediated endocytosis. Lineage: Eukaryota; Metazoa; Chordata; Aves; Accipitriformes; Accipitridae. Gene Ontology annotation, cellular component: membrane coat; AP-4 adaptor complex. The transcript has 21 exons. Gene Ontology annotation, molecular function: cargo adaptor activity. Bases 50 to 3499 code for a protein of 1149 amino acids.
CCUCCCUUCCGGGUGGCGGCGAGGAGAGCGGGCCGCGGCGGGAGCCGCCAUGAGCGACGUGGUGGAGCGGACGCUGAGCGUGCUGCCCGGGCUGCUGGGGCAGCACGACCCGGGCGUUGGGCCGGGGGGCGCCGGCGGCCCUGGCAGGGUUUCGGCCACCUCCCGGCUCGGGAGCCUCAUCCGGAGCAUCACGGCGCUCACCUCCAAGCAUGAAGAAGAAAAAUUAAUCCAGCAGGAACUAACCAGUUUGAAAGCAACAGUUUCGGCCCCCACCACAACACUUAGACUGAUGAAAGAAUGUAUGGUGAGACUCAUCUAUUGUGAAAUGCUAGGGUACGAGUCUUCCUUUGGAUAUAUCCAUGCAAUCAAGCUUGCCCAGCAAGGAAAUCUUUUGGAGAAAAGAGUUGGUUAUUUGGCAGUUUCUUUAUUUCUACAUGAAAAUCAUGAACUGCUACUUCUACUUGUGAACACAGUUGUGAAGGACUUACAGAGCACUAAUCUAGUAGAGGUGUGCAUGGCAUUAACCAUUGUCAGCCAGAUCUUUCCACGGGAGAUGAUUCCAGCUGUUCUUCCCCUAAUAGAAGACAAGCUCCAGCAUUCUAAGGAAAUCAUCCGAAGAAAAGCUGUUCAAGCUUUAUAUAAAUUCUAUCUCAUUGCUCCUAAUCAAGUUCAGCAUAUUCAUGAUAAGUUCCGGAAAGCCUUAUGUGACAGGGAUGCUGGAGUCAUGGCGGCUUCUUUGCAUAUUUAUCUUCAAAUGAUUAAGGAAAACUCAUCUGGAUACAAGGACUUGACUGGGAGUUUUGUAACCAUCCUAAAGCAGGUAGUGGGAGGGAAGCUCCCUAUUGACUUCAACUAUCACAGUGUGCCAGCACCAUGGUUACAAAUUCAGCUUUUAAGAAUAUUGGGGCUGUUAGGAAAAGAUGAUCCAAGGACAAGUGAAUUGAUGUAUGAUGUUCUAGAUGAAUCUUUAAGAAGAGCAGAGAUAAAUCAUAAUAUUACAUAUGCCAUCUUGUUUGAAUGUGUCCAGACAAUUUAUACAAUUUAUCCCAAAUCUGAACUACUUGAAAAGGCUGCCAAGUGCAUUGGAAAAUUUGUUUUGUCACCCAAAAUUAAUUUGAAAUACUUAGGUUUAAAGGCUCUGACCUAUGUUAUCCAGCAGGAUCCUAAUCUGGCACUUCAGCACCAGAUGACAAUAAUUGAAUGUCUGGACCAUCCAGAUCCCAUUAUUAAAAGGGAGACUUUGGAGCUUCUCUAUAGAAUUACAAAUGGACAGAAUGUAAUUGUCAUAGUUCAGAAGAUGCUUGACUACUUAAAAGAAAGCAAAGAAGAAUAUGCUAUCAUCAACUUAGUUGGCAAAAUAGCAGAACUAGCUGAGAAAUAUGCCCCUGACAAUGAGUGGUUCAUCCAAACAAUGAAUGCCGUGUUUUCAGUUGGAGGUGAUGUUGUGCAUCCUGAUAUCCCAAACAACUUUCUGAGGCUGUUGGCUGAAGGAUUUGAUGACAGAAAAGAAGAUGAUCAGCUACGGAUGUAUGCAGUACAGUCUUAUUUAGCAUUACUUGAAGAGGAAGAUGCAUUGUAUCCACAGAAAUUCCUUCAAGUUAUGAGUUGGGUGUUGGGUGAAUAUUCCAGCCUUGUUACAGAUGUUGAUCCAGAAGUUAUUUUGACAAAGCUACACAGCCUGCUGAAGAAGACUGUUAUUACUUCCGAAACUAAAAUGUGGAUAAUGGCUGCAGUCACCAAGAUAGCAUCACAUACCUCCUGUUCGAAAAUAGUUGACAGACUAAUCCAGGAAUUCAGCAACUCUCUAGAUACCUGCAUGAGACAAUAUGCCUUUGAAUUGAAGCAUCUGUGUGAAGACAAAGCACUGAUGAGAAACUUGCUUCCAUUUGAUGGUAGUUGCAAUGACAUGGUGGUAGAUGCUUCCUUAUCUUUUCUGGAUGGAUUUGUGGCUGAGGGACUUGGUCGUGGUGCAGCACCAUAUAAGCCUCAUCACCAGAGGCAAGAGGAGAAACUUUCUCAGGAAAAAGCUCUGAAUUUUGAACCUUACGGAUUGUCAUUUGUUUCAAGUGUGUCCUCAUCUGGUGUCACCGGCAGACAGUCCCCCACUGGUUUAUCUUUUGGUUCUGAUACAUCUGGUAAUAGUGCUGAGACAGGGCAUAAAGAGACAAAUACUCUGAAACUUGAGGGAGUACGCAGGCUAUGGGGAAAAGAAGGCUAUCUUCCAAAGAAAGAAAAUAAAGUAGGGAAAGAAAAUGAGCCACAAACUGUUUCUUGUGGCAGCUUAUUAGGAGGACAGGUGGGUGAUCCUCCUGCAUUGCGGUCUGAUCAAGUUGCCAGCCUCUCUGAGGAAGACAAAGAGAAGCAGCAGUUAGCAUCAACUUUGUUUAUUGGGCUAGGAUCAAAUGCUGGUGUAAGUCUGAUGGGGAAAGCGGACACAGCUACUCAGAAGUUCAAAAGAAAAUCAAAGAUAAAUGAAACUCAAAGUAGUGAGGAGGCAUCAGACUUCCAAAAUAGUGCUGCUUCAGAUUUUGGUCCCUUACUUGAUACGGUACCUAUUAACAUGGAAGACUGUGAGGGAGAUAUACGCACAAGGUUAAGGAAAGCCUCCCUGUGUUCUUCAGAUAUUGUAGAAGAUAAUUUAGCAUUUGAAACACCUCAGUCCCUAAAAAAGUCUGGGCUGGACGACAGACUUCCGGAUAGUAGGCUGUCACAGUCGUCUUUGUUUGCUGACAGUAAUAUUGAAAUUUUUCAGCCUUCUCAAAAUGCUCAAUGUGAAAGUGCCAGUAAAACACCAUUGGUCCCUUGCUUAUCAGAAGAGCUAGAAGAGCUCACUCACUCUGAAGUAGUGGAACUUUGUCAGAGUGAUGCCUUAGCUCUGUAUUUAUGUAAGGUGUGGACAGAUGACUCUCUGUUGCUCGUUGUCUUUGUUUCAAAUAAAACCACUUCUGCACUUAAUGCUGUGAACUUAGUGUUUGAAGAAGCAGAACAUUUUCAGAUUUUGGAGAGUACCGCCUACCAGUUUCCUGUAAUUGAAGCUCAAAAUGUGGAAUGUUGCCAGAAACGUGUGUGGAUGGACAAAAUCUGUACACAGGGAAUUCUUUCUGGCUCUGUUAAUUACCAGUCAGAGAUGGAAACUCGCCUUGAAUUUUCAAUAACUUUAUCAUUGGUGGACUUCAUCAGGCCAAUGGAAAUGACUACAGAAGACUUUGGGAAGCUGUGGUUGUCCCUUUCCAAUGAUGUGAAACAGAAUAUAAGAAUGUCAUCUUCUCAAGAUAGCCUUCCAGCAGCUCUAAGUACACUGCAACAGAAGCUGAAGCUCCAUAUAGUUGACAUCAUAGGUAACGAGGGAAUACUGGCAUGCCAGCUACUUCCAUCUGUGCCCUGUCUGCUGCACUGUCGUACUCACUCAGGGAUGCUGGCUUUGUGGUUCAGAUCGCCUUGUUCUGCCCUUCCAGAUGGUUUGCUUUAUCAGUGUCAAAAGGUGAUGGAGGAAUCAUAGUAACAGCAGUGCCUGCCUUAAUCUGCGUGGUGUGUGAAAAGCAAAUCAAAGAUUUUUACAGUUGCACAGAUAAUUACCAAAGCUAAAUUAAGAUACUGCUUCUCAAAAGUAUUAAAAGUUUUCUUCCAGCUGGCAUAUGUCAUGUGGACUUGUGGGGGAAGAAUGAUAACCUAAAUUAUGCCUGCAAAAACAUGCUCAGGACUGUACAGUGACUAACAAGUAAUCCAUUAAAGUAUUGUUACCUGUUUAAGUGAAAUGUAUAUUUCUUAAUUUUGUUGUAAAUGACUGAAAGUAUUUAUUUUUAUUAUGCAGCUUUUAUAGAUGCCAACAAUUAUUCUUCAUAGCAACUACUUAAAUAUGAUUUUAAAGAAAACAUAUCUCCAUUGUGAUGUCAGGCUUGAUCAGUUAUCAGGACCAUCUAAUUUUAUUUUGAUAAUUUUUCUAAAGCUAUUUUUAAGCACUGCUGGCAACGAGACCCGUAUUGGUGGUUGUAUAAAGCAACUUAUGUGGCAAAGAAUGCAUGUUUUGAAAACAGUUAAAAGAUUUUUAGUGAGCAACGCACUUCCCGUGAUCUUUGAUAUUUACCAUUUAAGUGGUAACAUCUAAAUAGGUUUUUGAUAGGAGGCAGGCAUGCGAAAUCAUAUGGAAGCGCCUGCUGGGGAAUGAUCUAAGUCCCUUCAGAUUAUUUCCUGUCUGCAGGUCUUCCUGCCUCAUGUUUCAGUCAUGUUCCCUUUCCUUAGGGGUCUCUGACAGUCACUGAAUAUUUGUGCAUGUCUAAAGAUAGGUGUCAUGUGGAUCAAGUCUGAGAUGGCUGAGCUGAAGGUAGUUGGCUGUGGACGUGUCCACUAGCCAACUACCAUCUAGUCAACAUAUUCAUUGCUCUCCAGUCAAUCCUAUAAAUUUAAUCUGGCCAAUACCUCUGUUCAUGAAAAUUCACAUGGAGGAAAUUUUCAUUUAUUUUUACUUCUAAUUAUUUAUAGCCUCAGUAUGACUCUUCAAACCUUUGACUUGUGCAGAUGGGGCUGUAUUGUGUGUCUGUGGCUAGGAACUGCAGUAAGGCAUAAGAGAUCUGAAUCAGAGCAGGAUACAUGAUAAAUGUGUCUGUCUAGAUUGUCUCCUUUUCUUCCUGAAAUAACUUCACAGUCUUGAAAAUCCAGCAAUCUUAAUUUAUUUAGAUGCUAAAUGAAAACUUUAAUACUGUUUAAUAUUAUUUAUAGCUGGUCAUGUUUUUUAUUUAAAAACAUCAAAGAUUGUAUGCAUGGUUCAGACAUGGUAUAAAUGGAUUCUACAGUGGAAUUCUCUCCUUUGUGUUUAAUGUUAACAAGGAAAUUUUUUGUUAUAUUUCAGCAUUAUUGAUUCUCACCUGAUAAGCACUGGUUGUAAAGGAAAAUAAAGUAUUCUGUUACUUUGCUAAUGUUUUGGUAAAUGUUCAUGAAAUCACCAUAAGAAUGUUAAUGUGCUGAUAGGUUUUUUCUUUUUCAUUUUUUUUCCUUUUUUUUUUUUUUUUUAAGUUAAGCCACUUGUGUUAUCACAAGUAUAAUCACAUAAGCAAAGCUCCUUUUUUUUUAUUGCUGUUUCAGUACCCUCUUACUGAGGAAUUUAAAGUGCACUGAACCUGUAAAUAUACUUAAUGUUCUGCAUACUUUAAUGUUUACUUGGCACUUCAAGACAGUUUAUAUAAAUGAAGACUGAUUUAUAGGGAAUAAUUUCCAGCAAACUAUUUCCCUGCUGGUAAAUCAGAGUUGUGUUAGGCAAUUGGACUUUUGUAAUCAUAUGAACUAUAAUAGAAGUAUCUGUUUGUGGCCUAUGCGUUUAAACCACAUCAGCAAUGAGAUGUUCAAUGUCCUAGUGUUUAAAAACAGCAAAAGACAAUAAUGCCUUCUAUUGUUCAUGUAAUGUUCUUUAUAACCAUUUUCACUGUAUGAAUAGUGUAUGUUAAGCUGUCAAUAUGCAGAUUCAAAACGCUUUACGGUAACAUCACAUAAAGGAGUUUGCAGGGAA